UGUGUGCUAACUGAUAUUAAUCUGGUGUGAACAUUGCGAGAUAGGGUGGGACAGUGUGCGACGGGAAGAGGUUCCAUCCUUUUUAAUUUCUCAAGUUCGUAAAAUGAAUGACGCAGCUUUGAGUAAUAACAAAAAGCAGCUAAUUUUCGAUAAAAGUGUAAGGAAGCUGUUACGGAGGAAGACAAUGGAAAGAGAAAGACCUGAAAGACGUGAGCACUGUGAUGUACCUGAAGGAGUGAUAAGAGUUUACGCUCCAUUGCACUCAAAGGUUUCCAUGGCGAUCCAGCUGAACAGUCGGACGAAAGCCAAAGACAUCUUGGCAAGGUUUCAGUGCGAAAACAGUAACGGAACACCAGACAGUGACAGAAUAAACAACCAAAGUUUAUAUGAAAUAGGAGGAAAUAUAGGAGAGCAUUGCCUGGAUCCAGAUACCUAUAUGUUGGAUGUGUACAAUGUGAACCCUCGCGCAGAAUGGAUUUUAAAGCCAAAAAACAGCUGAAAAUGUGAAGGUGAUUUGAAGGACAUGCUUUACAAAUGCAGUAGACUGCGCCAAUGGAAUGCAGAAGACUCUGAGCAAUAGGAACAAUAAUGAUGGAGACUCGGCUCAAGACUUUGAAAAGAAA
Messenger RNA from Spea bombifrons (plains spadefoot toad), 623 nucleotides. Its product is annotated as rho GTPase-activating protein 28-like. The record is from RefSeq and is a predicted model, not a curated record. Lineage: Eukaryota; Metazoa; Chordata; Amphibia; Anura; Pelobatidae. Gene Ontology annotation, cellular component: cytoplasm. The transcript has 5 exons. The coding region runs from base 104 to 499 and encodes 131 amino acids. Gene Ontology annotation, biological process: regulation of small GTPase mediated signal transduction; negative regulation of stress fiber assembly; regulation of actin filament polymerization. Gene Ontology annotation, molecular function: GTPase activator activity.